GACAGGUGACUGUUCGUUAAACCGAUUUUUUACAUUAUUUUUAUGACGCACUGUCAAAAAUGUGAAUAGAAUAUAAAUAACAUAUAUUCCUAGUUUUUCAAAGGUGCAACAUUUUCACUUCCACAAUUCGAAUAUUACAGAGUAACCCAAGAUGCCAUUCAAGUUGAAACUGAAGAAAUCAAGGCACUACAGUGUAGCCUCCAAGUCACUCUUUGUAAUAUCUGUGGAAAUGCUGGAUGGCACUAACGUUGAAUGCACGUUAUCAUCAGAAAGUACCGGACAAGACUGCCUUGAUGUUGUAUGUCAAAAGUUAGGACUUAACCAACCAAAUUUCUUUGGUUUACAAUAUUCGAGUAGAAAUUCAGACAAUGCUUUCUACUGGGUAGAAUUAGAUCGCCCCAUUAAACGACAACUUGACAAAUACGCCAGAAAUCUAUAUGUUUAUCUCAGAGUGAUGUAUUACAUUAUUUCAGGCGUUCGUCUAAUUAAUGACGAAGUGACAAGGUAUCAUUACUUCCUUCAAUUAAAAAUGGACGUUAUUGAUGGGCGCAUUUCAUGCACCCCUCAGCAAGCAAUAGAACUCGCCAGCUUUUCAAUGCAAGCAGAAUUUGGCAAUUUUGAUUCAGAAAGACACACUGCUCAUUAUCUUAAAGACUUCCAGUUAUUUCCAAGGAGUUUUACAGAUUCCGCACUGUUAGAAUCUCUCACUGAUGCAGCUAGUCGACAACAUGCAGCUCUACACAAUUUACCGCAAGGCACAGCAGAAGAAUAUUAUAUUUGUGCUUGUCAGCAGUUGGAUGGUUAUGGUCAAGAGAUUUUUGCUGUUAAAGAUAGAUUAGGUGAUGAUGCGAUUAUUAGCGUUUCUUUGACAGAAGUUUCUGUGGGCUAUGCAGGAGAAAAGGAAGGGAGGCGUUAUGGGUGGGCCGACAUUAAAAACGUGAUCAAUCACAAACGCGAUUUUACGAUAGAAACCAUUGAUUCAGAAAAAGUCGAAUUUCAGUUUGCUGAUGUAGAAAGUGCUAAGAACGCUUGGAGGUUUUGCGUGUUACAACACACUUUUUAUAGACAGUAUGAAAUGAAUAAUGAUCAAACUGAUAAGGGACCUCUUGUUCCGCCUGUUUUCCAGCAAGCUCAGAUUGAGGAAAAACUGCGCCAAAUGGAUAGCUACGAGGACGUAACCGACCCAUCUCACCACUGGGAUCGUUCUGUAUCCGCUCAGAGUUUAAAACAGAGAGCUCAAUCAACUUCCUGUCUAGAUUUAAAUAAACCCACAAAUAUCGACCAUCUUAGAAGUCUUCUGCCGUCAUACCGUCCAGCCCCCGAUUACGAAACGGCCAUACAACAAAAGUACAGAAAUUCUUCCGGUGCCAUACCACCUCGAGAACCUAUCCGAAAUACUCACUCAAUACUCUACAGUUCCCAGCCGGAAAUCCAUCAAACUGAAACAUACUCUACACAUUUGCGUUACCCAGAUGUCACCCAUAACAACAUCGAACCAAAGAAUUUAUUAACGACGAUGUAUAAUGCCGGUUUCACACAAUCCCAGAUUUUACAAAGCGAAAAUCAACAUAAUUUUACAGAAAAUGUGGGCCUGCUGCAUUUGUAUAAACCACCACCACCGUAUCCUAGUAAUCGGAUAAGUUCGAAUUCUACACCGGAUUUACCCGGAAUUUCCCAACAGGCGAAGCCGACCCAUCAUUUUAUAAAUAGUAUAGUGAGCGGGUCUAGUCCUGAUCUGGUAUCAGGGAACUUGUAUUUGAAACACUAUGGACAACCCUUGUAUCCUAAUCAUCAAGCGCACCCAGUACAUAGGUCGCAUAGUUAUUUACCUCCUCAACAUGGAACGUACGAAAAUUUGUCGUCCAUUUUCAAUAAUAAUAUGCUAGGACGUCCUCAAGCUCUCAUAGUAGAAAAUCCAAAUAUAACUAAACAUAUUAAAAAAGUAUACGACGAACACGGUAACAUCAUUUAUUGUAUGCCUGCUAACAUGAAACAGAUCCUUCAGGAAAACCAGUUACCAAGCACCGGGUUUGUCGUUACCAGAAACCAAAACACGAUGGUAGCACAUGACCCCCAUCUAAAUAAUUCCACAGAGCCCAUUUACGAAAAUAUACCACUGCCAUGGCAGAACGAGAACGGGGAAAUGAGAGCACGUACCCAGAGCAUCCACUCAGCGCCAGAGAUAAGUCAGGUGGUUAACCACACUGUAGUGAAUGCUUUAGAGUCUCAAUUUCGACAAACACGAAUCAAUGAGAAUCACGGCAGCAAAGAAACGCUUUACGCUAAUAUCAACAGAAGUAAUUCAAGCGCGAAGUCCUCCAAAACUGAUUUAAAUGUUCAAGAUAUGUCGGAAUUAAGUAGGUCGAAUCAGAAUUUGAGCGAUUCGCCGGUGACCACAAGUUCGAAUAGUACUUUUAUAGUUAAUAAAAAUCCUGUGAUGAAUUCGACAAGUGUUAGUAGCGCGUUGUUUAAUGAGAGUGGGGCUACUAAUGAGUCUCUGGGGACUAGUUCGACGUCAAAUAGUUCUACUAAGUCAAAGAAGAAGAGAUGGGGAAUUUUGAUAGGGAGGAGUAAAUCGAAUGAAAAGGUGAAGAGCGCGACGUUGGGUAGAGAGAAAGAGAAGAAAGAGAAGAAUCAUACUAAUACGAAACAUAGGUGGUCCACAGGCCUUCCGAGGUUUAAUCCGCUGCCUCCGUCUAUCAGCAAGGAGACCAUGUGUCAGCUCCUAGAAAACAAAUUAGCCGACAGCCAACUUUUCUUCGAAUUUGAUAAAAUCCCAAAAAAGAAACAAAACGCCGAGUUUACAACAGCUUGCCAUCGGGAUAACGCGCAAUUCAAUCGAUUUAAAGACGUCCUUCCAUAUGAAGAUAACAGAUUAAGGCUUACACCAACAAAAACCAACAAAUAUGGAUACAUCAACGCGUCCCAUAUUACAGCUACAGUUGGCAGCAAACAAAGGUUUUACAUCGCAGCCCAAGGUCCCAAUCGUAUAACUUUACCCAAUUUUUGGCAAUCUGUGUGGGAGGCGGAAGUUUAUUUAAUAGUGCAACUAACGGAUAGCACGGAAGAUCUGCAUUACAUGCCAGAUUCUGGAGAGCGGUGUAUUGACAUAGGACAAGAAUAUCAAGUUUGGUGGGAAUUUUCGCAAAACUCCGGAACUUGUGUUACUAGUAAAGUGCGGCUGUGUCAUGUGACGUCUCGUAGAUAUAGGACGUUGUGGCAUAUGCACUAUACUGACUGGGGCGAUCAGGGAUGUCCGCACUCGGUUUCCCAUUUCUUAGGUUUUCUAGAAGAAAUGCAAUCUGUGCAUCAACAUUCAAUGGGUGAAAUACCACCUGGACACAAUAAAAACCCACCUAUUUUAGUUCACUGUACUGCAGGGGUUGGCAGAACUGGACUUACAAUUUUAAGUGAUCUUUUGUUAUACACUGUGGACCAUAAUCAAGAAGUAUGUAUACCGCGAGUUGUCGAACUUCUUCGCCACCAGAGAGCGUACAUGAUACAAACAAUAGCCCAAUAUAGAUUCGUUUAUUCACUUUUAAUACACUAUUUAAAACAAACACGGCUUAUAUAGCACUUUUUAUUUGAAUGAAAUUAAUUUGCUGUGUUCAGUGUUUUUGUAGGUUAAGUUGCAACUAAUGACCCAAAAAAAUCUAAUCGAGUUGGUAUUAAUUCCUUAACGUUUUUAUUAAUGUGUUUAAAAAGUUCAUCCCGCGUUAGAACUCAAAUAGUAUUUAUUAAAGUCUGAUUAAUUGUAAUAUUUACCAUUCUACAUUUUAUUUAUGUAAUUCAACAAAUUAUUUAUAUUGUCAUGAUAUUGUUUUUAAUCUACGUAAUUGUAUAUUUUGAUCUGUUAUUAUUGUCAAAUUUAAUAAUAUAAAG
This is a messenger RNA of Zophobas morio, 3882 nucleotides long. It is a transcript of the gene Pez, whose product is annotated as tyrosine-protein phosphatase non-receptor type 21. The transcript has 10 exons. Gene Ontology annotation, biological process: protein dephosphorylation. NCBI's taxonomy places the organism in Eukaryota, Metazoa, Arthropoda, Insecta, Coleoptera, Tenebrionidae. Gene Ontology annotation, cellular component: cytoskeleton. The record is from RefSeq and is a predicted model, not a curated record. Bases 152 to 3574 code for a protein of 1140 amino acids. Gene Ontology annotation, molecular function: protein tyrosine phosphatase activity.